AUGCUUGCUUGGCAUGGAUCAUCGCUCGUCGGUCGACGACCUUCUUUGGACGCUGGAGGGAGCCUUGGGAGCCAAGCACAAGCGACAUCACCAAAAAACCCCAAUUCAGGCUCCGCAAGCAAACAUCCCCGGAAACGCCAGCAAAUCCAGAAUCGAGAAUCUCUUCCGGACCACUCUAAGCCAGGGCCAACUCACCGUUUCUUCCCUCCUCCGCCGGGCACAGCCACCAGCAAACCGCCAGCCUGGCUUGCUCUCACUGGCGUGACUCGCGACGGGGAUGCGAACUGGGCAGCGCCGUUCACGAGGUGGCACCGUGGGAAGAGAGCUCUCCGCAAAAAUGCCCUCGGCUUGCCAAUGGCGUCACGGCGCAUUCCCGCCGUGAGCUCUCUGGAUCGAUCCGAGCCUAUGGACGAGACCGGGUUCACAUUAAAAUACCCUUCACCCUCUGCCACAUCCCUCCGAAUGGUGGCUUUUGGAAAGAUGGGCACCAUUCAACCGUUGCUCUGUGGUGUCCCCUUGCUCAGUGACUCAACCCUCGAUUGGUAUAUCACUCGAGUUCGCCCCGUUCAUGAAGCCAUCUGUCGUUGGCUUAUCUUGAGUUGGGUCUUUGCUCAUGUGGUAUCACAACACGACCAAAUCUCACUGCGCAUGUCUCAAGCAACGAGUCUCGUCACCCGAUCGAACCUCAUUGUGAAGAGCAGCAACGAUAAAAAAAGAAACGAGUCUCGCCCACUCAGCCCUGCUCUCGAGGCGGACCGGACCGAGUCUACUGCUGUAAUAGGGCAGAAGAACAUCGCUCGAUCUGAUCACGCAUACGGCCGGCUACACGACAUUGAGCCUCUCGGGAGCCCCAUCAUCUCGUCGUCCAGAAAUAUCGCAUUGCCUUAG
Molecule: messenger RNA, 888 nt
Organism: Colletotrichum higginsianum IMI 349063
Lineage: Eukaryota; Fungi; Ascomycota; Sordariomycetes; Glomerellales; Glomerellaceae
Exons: 3
Coding region: 1-888 (295 amino acids)
Source: RefSeq, a predicted model, not a curated record